CUAAAAUUGGCAACUAUUCAUUAACGAAAGCUAAAAGAUUAUAAAGUAGCCCGCUGCCAUAAACUCGGUUCAUUUAGGGACAAGCAUCAGCACACAAGAAUACCACAGAGAUGACGACCAAUAAAGAGGAGGGGGAGUUAGCUUAUGUUGCAACAGAGAUGGGAGGCCUUACCAUUAGACAGUUGGAAACCAGUACCAUAGUCAGAGAUGAAGCCCAGAAGAUUCAAAUCCUUACAAUCGGACAGGAAAAUAACAAAUCAACUAAAACCAUUCUUUUCAUUGGACAAACAGGAUCCGGCAAAACCACGGUUUUGAAUGCGAUGAUCAACAGUCUGAUGGGCGUUCAGUUUGAGGACAAUUUUCGAUACUCUGUGAAAGAUGAAAUAGGCGAACAGGAGAAAAAAAUAACGGACAGUCGGACAGAGUUUGUGACAGGGUACCUCAUCUAUGAUAAUCCUCGCAUGACAUAUGACUGCAACUUUCUACUCAUUGACACUCCCGGACUGUUAGAUAUAAAAGGGGAGCAACAUCACAAGGAAAUUAUAAAGCGGCUAGAAUUUAUUGUCCGAGAAGACAAUUUUAACGUAAAUGAGCUUCACUGUCUUGCCUUUGUCAUUAAUGGGACUAUCAACAGAACUUAUAAGUACGUGAAUGAUAUCAUCACAGACUUUGAAAACCUGUUUGGAAGAGAGACCAUCAACGUGACAAACGUCAUUGCAACGCACACUCUUGAAGGUUCAUCUGUGCAAAAUGUCGUAACAGACAUGAAAUUAAGCUAUAUUAAGUGCUACAACUUUGAAAAUGAAUAUAUUUUCUGUAAAAAUCAAGACAACACCAGGCUUGCCAAAUGUGCAGCCUUAACAUGGGAGGAAGUCAUGGAACAAUAUCAGAAUUUUUUUAAAAGGGUUGUUGCAGUCUCACCAGUAAGUCUUUUAAUGACUAAGGAGUUAAUCAUUGAGAAGAAUGAACUCAAGAGAACAAUAGCUAAUUUACGGAAUCACAUAAAGUGUAAAAUCAACAGAAUGUUAGAUUAUGAAAAUAGAAAUGAAUUAUACGAAGAGCAUCAGAGAAACAUGGAAAGUAACAAGGAAUUUCAAUAUGAGGAAACGGUUAUUGAAAAACGUAAAAUUCCCAUUGAAAAUUUGAAUGCUCAUGCUCACAACUGUACUGUCUGUAAUAAAACCUGUAUCUCCUCCUGUACAAAAGGCUCUUUUGGACACCUUUUCCAAUCUAGUACAUGUUCGAGCUGCAAAUGCCCGUGGGAAAAGCAUAAACUGGAGCAGAGCAGCAUUGUAUCGGAACACAAAAAAAGAGUAGUCUUUCGUGAAGAAAUGGCAAAUAGAUUCAAAGAAGCCACGAGUAAGACAAAGGAUCUUGAGGAAGAAAAGAAGAGAUUAGAAGAGCAAAUAAAGGAAGCCUCCAUUGAAGUAGUGAUGCUUACCCGAAAAGUUGAAGAGCACAUCAGAAGAAUAGAUCGAAUGACAAGAAUUGCAGAGCCCUUGACUUUCACUGAAUAUUUAGAUGGCGUUCUUAACGACGUAAAGAAAGAGAUAACUCCAAAGCUAAGGACCGACACAGACAAGGCGUUUGUCAACCAAAUAAUUGACGAAAUCCGAAACAAUCCCAAAGUUCUUCGACUAAUGUAGGGGUAAUCUGUUUCACACGUAUAAGCUUUAGGUGUUGUUCCUAAUAUACAUGUACGUGUGUGUGUGUGUGUGUGUGUGUGUGUGUGUGUGUGUGUGUGUG
This is a messenger RNA of Penaeus monodon (black tiger shrimp), 1746 nucleotides long. RefSeq lists its product as uncharacterized. The record is from RefSeq and is a predicted model, not a curated record. Gene Ontology annotation, molecular function: GTP binding. NCBI's taxonomy places the organism in Eukaryota, Metazoa, Arthropoda, Malacostraca, Decapoda, Penaeidae. The coding region runs from base 111 to 1646 and encodes 511 amino acids. The transcript is spliced from 2 exons.